AUGUAUUACAAUGGACUCUACCAUCUGUUCUAUCAAUACAACCCAAAAGGUGCAGUGUGGGGCAACAUUGUUUGGGCCCAUUCAGUAUCAAAGGACUUGAUCAACUGGGAGCCACUUGAGCCGGCCAUCUAUCCCACUGAUCACUUUGAUAUAAAUGGGUGUUGGUCUGGGUCAGCCACAAUUCUCCCAGGCAACAAGCCUGUUAUUCUUUACACUGGAAUUGACCCCAAAAAUCGCCAAGUCCAAAACUAUGCUAUCCCAAAAAACUACUCUGAUCCAUAUCUUCGUGAAUGGGUUAAGCCCAAAGACAACCCCAUAGUUGAUCCUGAUAGAAGUGUCAAUGCAAGUGCUUUCCGUGACCCAACAACAGCUUGGUAUGGAAAAGAUGGGCUUUGGAGAAUUGUAGUGGGUAGCAAAAGGAAACAUAGAGGCAUAGCAUACUUGUACAGGAGUAGGGAUUUUGUGCAUUGGGUUAAAGCCAAACAUCCUCUACAUUCAAAAGAUAAAACAGGUAUGUGGGAAUGCCCAGAUUUUUUCCCAGUUUCAUUGAAUGGUAAAAAUGGCGUAGACACUUCCUUUGAUGGGCCAGAUAUAAAGUAUGUUUUGAAGGUGAGCAUUGACCUUACAAGGUAUGAGUACUACACUGUUGGACAAUAUCAUCAAGGUAUAGAUAGGUAUGUACCUGAUAAUACUUCAGUAGAUGGUUGGAGUGGGCUGAGAUAUGACUAUGGAAACUUUUAUGCCUCAAAGACAUUCUUUGAUGUUGACAAGAACCGAAGGAUUUUGUGGGGUUGGGCCAAUGAGUCCGACACAGCUAAACAUGAUGUUGCAAAAGGAUGGGCCGGAAUUCAGACUAUUCCAAGGGAGUUGUGGCUUGACAGCAGUGGGAAACAAUUGAUACAAUGGCCUAUUGAAGAAUUAAAAACUCUUAGAGGGGAUAAAGUUCAAAUAAAAAAUCAAAAGCUCAAAAUGGGAGAGAAAAUUGAAAUUAAAGGAAUAACUGCUAUCCAGGCUGAUGUUGAUGUUACCUUCUUGUUGCCGUCGAGGUUGGACAGCGCCGAGCAAUUUGAUCCUAGCUGGGUAAAUGCACAAGAUGUCUGUGCUCUAAAGGGCAUAAAAGUUGAAGGCGGGGUUGGGCCAUUUGGGUUGUUCACAUUAGCUUCAGAAAAUCUAAAGGAAUAUACUCCUGUCUUUUUUAGAAUUUUCAAAGCUCCACAGAAACAUGUAGUUCUCAUGUGCUCUGAUGCAAGAAGUUCCUCUGUGAGGAGUGGACUAUAUAAACCAUCAUUUGCAGGCUUUGUAGAUGUGGAUUUAACAGAUAGGAAGCUCUCUCUUAGGAGUUUGAUUGAUCAUUCUGUUGUGGAAAGUUUCGGAGCUGGAGGAAAAACAUGCAUCACAUCAAGGGUUUAUCCUACAUUCACAAGCCUCAAUGAUGCUCACUUGUUCGCAUUUAAUUACGGGAAAGAAAGUAUUACCAUAGAGAGUCUCAGUGCAUGGAGCAUGAAGAGACCUCAAAUUAACUGAAAGAGAGAAGAACUAGUAGUUUCUUAAUUAUGCUGAAAAAAAAAAUCAGUAGAAGCCAAUUGAAUAAGAAUUUUCUCGUUGAUGAUAGUUGGGAAUUCCAAUUAACAUUGUAGAUGCAUGAUGAUGUUUAUUUAUGUAAUAUACUAAUAUGGCAGAACCUUUGGUGUUUAAUUAAUGCACAUGAUUCACAUGAUAUAAGUUUUUGUCA
This is a messenger RNA of Quercus robur (English oak), 1732 nucleotides long. Its product is annotated as beta-fructofuranosidase, insoluble isoenzyme 1-like. Gene Ontology annotation, molecular function: hydrolase activity, hydrolyzing O-glycosyl compounds. NCBI's taxonomy places the organism in Eukaryota, Viridiplantae, Streptophyta, Magnoliopsida, Fagales, Fagaceae. Gene Ontology annotation, biological process: carbohydrate metabolic process. Bases 1 to 1524 code for a protein of 507 amino acids. The transcript is spliced from 5 exons. The record is from RefSeq and is a predicted model, not a curated record.